Geodia barretti is the source of this 930-nucleotide messenger RNA. The record is from the annotation of a GenBank genome assembly. Lineage: Eukaryota; Metazoa; Porifera; Demospongiae; Tetractinellida; Geodiidae.
AUGGAUAGAAAACUCAGAGAUUCGGGAGCGUCGAUCGAUCUCGAAGCUAGCUUGGAAAGUCUAAAGCUGAAAAUGGAUGAAAAGGGAGAAGUAAGGGAUUGGAUCGAGAACAGGAAACGUAUGGAGAUUCUGCUGACGGGAAGAACAGGAACGGGGAAGUCUACACUUGUCAACGCUCUCGUGGGGGUACGUGCGGCUGAAACAGGGAGCAACUUGCUUGUAACAACGAAACACGUAACGGGCCACAAGGUGAUGUCGACCGAAGGAAUGGAGAUUGUGGUAUGGGACUCGCCUGGCCUCCAGGACGGCUCGGGAGAGGAGGACGAUUAUCUUGCCAAAAUGAAAGAAAACUGCAGCAACGUUGAUAUUAUCAUUUAUUGCAUCGAUGCGUCAGUUGCUCGGGCUCAAUUGGGCGGUGCUGCAAUGGAACAACAAAACGAUCUCUGCGCAAUUAAACAACUGACAGCGAAUUUUGGUCCAAAAGUGUGGGAACAUUCCAUCUUUGUCUUGACCCGUGCGAACUCGUUGGAAGCAUCCCUGAAUGUGAAGGGUGGCUGCGAUGACAAGUUCAAAGAGAGGUUAGAAGAUUGGGAAAAGAGAAUUCAUGCAGCACUCGAGAAAGAAGGCGUACCAAAAGAGAUCGUAAAUGAAGUACCAGUAAAGCCAGCUGGUCACCCCAAGAAGCCUAACCUUCCUGGUGGACAUGAAUGUUGGCUCAGUGCUCUCUGGUUUACUUUUAUAAAACGUGCAAAAGAUCCAUCCCAGCCAAUGUUUGCAAGAGUGAGUCAACAUCGGUUUAAGAAAAAGCAAGACGUUACCCCUGAUGACUUCAAGAAGGAAGGUUGUGCUCAACCCAUUUUCGUAGACCCUCUUCAGGAACAAUAUCUUGUUUAUCUUUUUGCUCGACUCUGCACUAAAAUAUUAUUUUAA